AUGUUCAACCGUUUCAGUUCCAGAAGAUCGGUCGUCCACUCCCUCUCAGGGAUGGUGGCCUCUUCGCAGCCGCUUGCUAGUGCAGCGGGAGUGAAGAUUUUAGAGAAAGGUGGGAACUGCGUCGAUGCAGCCGUGGCUGUUUCUGCCGUAUUAUGCGUCACCGAACCUCCUUCCACUGGUGUUGGAGGAGAUUGCUUCGUGUUGUACUACGACAACUCCAACAGAAAGGUACAUGGCUUGAAUGGCUGUGGCAAGUCGCCCAAGAACAUUUCUGUCGAUGCUGUCAAAAAACAGGAUCCUUCUCUCACUGGUCCUAGACUCCCACUUAAUAACGUCCACUCUAUCACUGUGCCUGGAGCCAUUGCUGGAUGGUUGGAUGCGAUUGAGCUUUGGGGCUCUGGGAAGGUCAGUGUUGCUGACAUCUUGGGCCCAGCCAUCGAUUUGGCUCUGAAGGGCUUUGCUGUGUCGGAGAUAUCUGCCCAUAUGUGGAAAGGGGCCCUGCGCAAACUCAUUAGACAGAGUGGCGAGAAUGCCAAAGUGUUUUUAAACGACGACGGGUCAUUUGUUCUGCCAGGUCAGGUGUUCACCAAUAAACCUUUAGCUCGGUUGUUGAGAAAGGUUGCAGACGAGGGGAAAGAUGGCUUUUACAAGGGCGAUGUGGCUGAGAAAAUCGUGGCCAAGGUGAAAGAGAAGGGCGGUUUUCUCGAAAUGGAUGAUUUGGCCAGCCAUACGUCAAAAUUGGUGGACCCAAUUUGUUUGGAAUUCAUGGGCAAGUAUCUCUGGGAGAUUCCUCCAAACGGACAAGGAAUUGUUGCGCUUUUGGCAUUGGGGUACUUGCGAGAGCUUCUGAAGCAGUCGAAGAUUAGUUUGGAAGCGUUGGAGCACAAUUCGGCGGAGUACUUGAAUUUGCUCAUUGAAGCACUCAAACUCGCAUUCCACGAUUCGGAACAUUGUGUGGCAGACCCUGAGUUUCAUCCUGAGAUUGAUGUUAAGCAUGUUCUUUCUGAGAAGUAUUUGGCGGAUAGAGCACAACUCAUCCAGCCAGGAAGAAUUUUGUCUCGUGAAAUCGUGGAUGCUGCUCCAGAUCCAAUGUACAAGUCGGACACCGUCUAUUUCACCACCUCAGAUAAGGACGGAAAUGCCUGUUCGUUCAUUAAUUCCGUUUUCUCCCCUUUCGGCACGGGAAUCAUUCCUGACGAUUACGGUUUCGCUUUGCAGAGUCGUGGGGGCAACUUCAACUUGACACCGGGUGCAAUCAAUGUCUUAGAGGGUGGUAAGCGGCCAUACCACACUAUCAUUCCGUCGUUGAUUACCGAAAAGGACCACGAUGAUAAUGAUAAGUUGUAUGCAUCGGUAGCAUGUAUGGGAGGUUGGGAACAACCGCAGGCACAUGUUCAAAUUUUCUUGAAUAUGGUUCUUUUCGGCUUCACACCUCAGGAGGCGAUUGAUGCACCCAGGUUUUGCUUGGAACCAAAUGAAGAACUUAGACAUUUAGAUGUGGGUAAAGGCUCUUUUGGGCCAGUUUCCACUCCCAAAACUAUUGUCAGAUUGGAAGAAGGUAUAUCUGAGGAGACAAUUCAAGAGUUGCAGAAAAUGGGCCACUUGGUAGAUAGAGUAUCUGGUUAUGCUCGUGAAGUUUUUGGCAGAGCACAAUGUAUUCAGAAUAUCGGAAAGGAUGGCCAGGUUGUGUGGGCUGGUGGGUCUGAUCAACGAGGAGAUGGAGCCGCUAUUCCUCAGCUUUAG
Messenger RNA from Sungouiella intermedia, 1743 nucleotides. NCBI's taxonomy places the organism in Eukaryota, Fungi, Ascomycota, Pichiomycetes, Serinales, Metschnikowiaceae. The record is from the annotation of a GenBank genome assembly.